GCGGGGGCUUAAAAGGGAGUCAGGGUCCACGGCACAGCCCCAUCAUUCUGGGGACGCUGAGCCGGUGGGAUUGAACCAUGGCCUGGGCCCCUCUUCUCUUCGUGGUGCUCGCCCACAGCACAGGUUCCCUGGUCCAGGCAGCGGUGACUCAGCCAUCCGAGAUAUCGGCCAAGGUCGGCGACACCGUCAGGAUCACCUGCACUGGUAGCAGCAACAGCUAUGGCUGGUACCAGCAGAAGGUCCCUGGCACUGCCCCUGUCACUGUGAUCUACUACAGUGACAAGAGACCCUCGGACAUCCCUUCGCGAUUCUCCGGAUCCAAAUCCGGCUCCACGGGCACGUUAACCAUCACUGGGGUCCAAGCCGAGGACGAGGCUGUCUAUUUCUGUGGUAGCUAUGACAGCAGCAGUACUGCUGCUGUAUUCGGGGCCGGGACGAUGUUGACCGUGACAGGCCAGCCCCAGGUCGCUCCCACCGUCCACCUCUUCCCGCCAUCGUCUGAGCAGAUAGACUCACAGGGCAAAGCCACCCUGGUGUGCCUGAUGGAGAACUUCUACCCACGCAGUGUGACGGUGGAGUGGGUGGGUGAUGGCAGCACCAUCAGCACUGGCGUGGAGACCAGCCAGCCCCAGCGGCAGAGCAACAACCAGUACAUGGCCAGCAGCUACCUGUCGAUGGAGGCCACCAAGUGGCAGAGUUACAAUUCUGUCUCGUGCAAGGUCAGGCACGUGGCUGGAAACGUGGAGAAGACCGUGAACAGAUCCGAGUGCUACUAACCUGCCCCGCCGGCCUCUGCUGGCUCCCUCCCUCCUCCCCACUUCUGGGAACAGCGGCUCCCCCGCCGCAGAUGUCUCUGCCCAUGUCUGCCCGUCCCCUGCUCCUGUCCCCCACUGUGAGUGUCACACAAUAAACACCGACACUGAACUAGCGCUGGCUCAGCA
Passer montanus (Eurasian tree sparrow) is the source of this 941-nucleotide messenger RNA. Its product is annotated as immunoglobulin lambda-1 light chain-like. The record is from RefSeq and is a predicted model, not a curated record. Lineage: Eukaryota; Metazoa; Chordata; Aves; Passeriformes; Passeridae. Gene Ontology annotation, biological process: immune response; immunoglobulin production. The coding region runs from base 78 to 776 and encodes 232 amino acids. The transcript has 4 exons.